ACCUUCCUGCUCGUAUGACGACACAUCAAAACAAUAACAUUUGACAUUGUUGAUGUGGACUUUGCUUCAGAAUAACAUUAUUGUAAAUGAGAGAAUAAAACGACCAGAGGAUGAAUACGGCUCUGAGACACUGGAAGGAGGCCGCGACGGUCAUACUAGCUGCUGGUACGAGACAUAAACUCCCUGUAGAUAGUUUGACGAGGUGUGUCGAUAAAGGCACCUCUGCACCUGCGAUCAGUGGGCACUCCAACUUGCCUGACAGGUUAGCCUUCGACUAUGAAGUGUUGUUGUUGAAACGAAGCGGUACGAGUGGUUUCAUGCCGAAUGCUUAUGUCUUUCCCGGCGGUCUGGUGGAUCCGGCAGAUUUCUCAAGUGAAUGGCUUGAUCUUUUUAAAUCUUUUCGGCGCUCACCGAAUUUUGGACUGGGAUUUGUGAAACAGCCGCCGGAGACGAGACCUCCUAUCUUCGCCACUGACAGGAAGAAACUGGGUUCUCCCGUUCCAGGGGACGUCGCAUUUAGAAUCUGUGCCGUGAGGGAAACGUUUGAGGAGUCGGGUGUACUUCUAGUCGUGCCUAAAGAGGAAGAGAGUACUUUACUUAACAGCAUCGAGAACAACAGAUACAGUCAGUCCGAAUUAACCAGAAUAACCGAUCUCUGUGACAAGAGUGAAUUGGCUAAAUGGAGAGUGCUGGUAAACGAGAACCCCUCUAACUUCGUCAGAAUGUGCAGGGAGCUGGAGUGUCUACCAAACAUCUGGGCUCUGCAUGAAUGGGGUAACUGGCUGACCCCUACUGGUGUGUACGGGAAACAGAGGAGGUACGACACGGCCUUCUACAUUUGCUGCUUGCAAGAAACACCACCUCACACCCUACAAGACGAGAAGGAAAUUGUGCACUUUAAGUGGUCCACCCCCUCAGAGAUCCUCCACAGCUACCAGGCCAGAGAUAUGUGGAUAGCCCCUCCACAGUUCUAUGAUCUCAGCCGUAUGUGCCGGUUCCCCACCCUGCUGGACCUCCACAGCUUCUCCAGACAGAGAGCUUCAGAGGGCUGUGAACAGUGGCUCCCUGUCCGCAUGGUGUCAGACAGCUACUACAUAUCACUCCUCCCAGGUGACGAGCUGUACCCAGAGGAGGGGUCAUGUCAGAUGGACGUGACCCUGAACACCGAUCGGAGCCUUGAUGAGCUACAUCAGGGCUGCUCAGCACUGCACCGUAUCGUAGCCUUGGACCCCUACACCGCUGCUGCCGUCAUCACCAUCACACCCAAAUACAACCACCUGCUGCCCUUCACCCGGUCCAGCCUGAGAACCAGCACCAGCAGUCAGCUCUGAGAGACGGGUUGAUCACCAUCACACCCAAAUACAACCACCUGCUGCCCUUCACCCGGUCCAGCCUGAGAACCAGCACCAGCAGUCAGCUCUGAGAGACGGGUUGAUCACCAUCACACCCAAAUACAACCACCUGCAGCCCUUCACCCGGUCCAGCCUGAGAACCAGCACCAGCAGUCAGCUCUGAGAGACGGGUUGAUCACCAUCACACCCAAAUACAACCACCUGCUGCCCUUCACCCGGUCCAGCCUGAGAACCAGCACCAGCAGUCAGCUCUGAGAGACGGGUUGAUCACCAUCACACCCAAAUACAACCACCUGCUGCCCUUCACCCGGUCCAGCCUGAGAACCAGCACCAGCAGUCAGCUCUGAGACGGGUUGAUCACCAUCACACCCAAAUACAACCACCUGCUGCCCUUCACCCGGUCCAGCCUGAGAACCAGCGCCAGCAGUCAGCUCUGAGAGACGGGUUGAUCACCAU
Salvelinus namaycush (lake trout) is the source of this 1808-nucleotide messenger RNA. RefSeq names its product nudix (nucleoside diphosphate linked moiety X)-type motif 19 (gene nudt19). Gene Ontology annotation, molecular function: hydrolase activity, acting on acid anhydrides, in phosphorus-containing anhydrides. The record is from RefSeq and is a predicted model, not a curated record. Lineage: Eukaryota; Metazoa; Chordata; Actinopteri; Salmoniformes; Salmonidae. Gene Ontology annotation, cellular component: mitochondrion. The transcript is spliced from 3 exons. Bases 111 to 1331 code for a protein of 406 amino acids.